CUGGUCCAUCCCCUUUAAGCACAUCCAUCCGCCCCUUUAAAACUCAACUUCGCAGUGUUGUCACAGAAGGACGCGCGGCGCACAUUCACUUUCCUGCAGGGAUUUGUCAACACGACCUACAUUCUCUUUUACUAUUUACAUCACACAUAACAUACAUCAGCCUUGUUGUGAGAAUGCUCGGACUCCCCUGCGUCCUGGUCCUCCUCCUGUCCUGCUGCAGACCUGCCUGGGGAUACUUUGCGGAGGAACGCUGGAGCCCCGAGUCUCCGCUGCUCGCUCCCCGGGUCCUAGUCGCCCUCAUCUGCAGGAACUCCGAGCACUCCUUGCCUUAUUUCCUUGGUACCAUUGAACGCCUCAAUUAUCCCAAAGACCGUAUGGUUUUGUGGGUAGCCACUGAUCAUAAUGAAGACAACACCACUGAGAUUCUGCGUCACUGGCUCACCAAGGUGCAGAGCCUUUACCAUCAUGUGGAAUGGAGACCAAAAGAGGAACCCAGACAUUAUGAGGAUGAAGAAGGGCCCAAGCAGUGGUCUGACCUCCGUUAUGAGCAUGUUAUGAAGCUUAGGCAAGUAGCACUGGAGUCAGCUCGUGAGAUGUGGGCUGACUACUUUAUGUUGGUGGACUGUGAUAACCUCCUCACCAAUACUGAUGUGCUAUGGAAGCUCAUGAAGGAGAACAAGACCAUCAUUGCUCCAAUGCUUGAAUCUCGUGCAGCUUAUUCCAAUUUCUGGUGUGGAAUGACCUCACAGGGUUACUAUAAGCGCACACCUGCCUACCUGCCCAUGAGGAAGCAGGUGCGAAAGGGCUGUUUUGCAGUCCCAAUGGUUCACUCCACCUUUUUGAUAGACCUCAGGAAAGAAGCAUCCAGGCAGCUGGCAUUUCAUCCACCACACCCAGAAUACAGCUGGGCUUUUGACGACAUCAUUGUGUUUGCUUAUUCUGCUCGGAUGGCAGAUGUUCAGAUGUUCAUAUGCAACAGAGAGACUUAUGGUUACUUACCUGUGCCGCUGCGUUCCCAUAAUACUCUACAAGAUGAAGCUGACAGCUUCCUACACUCCAUGCUCGAAGUAAACGUGCGAAAUCCCCAUGUGACGCCUUCCAAAUACAUACGUGUCCCUAGAAAACGACCCGACAAAAUGGGCUUCGGCGAGGUGUUCAUGAUAAACUUGCAGAAGCGGACUGACCGCAGAGAACGGAUGCUGAGGGCGUUGUACGAGCAGGAAAUAGCCUGUAAGGUCAUUGCAGCUGUAGAUGGAAAAGCAAUGAAUGUCAGUGAAAUUCAUGAUAUGGGCAUCCACAUGUUGCCUGGAUACAGUGACCCGUAUCAUGGUCGCCCACUGACAAAAGGAGAGCUCGGAUGUUUCCUAUCUCACCAUAAAAUCUGGAAAGAGAUUGUGGAGCGGCGCCUUCAAACCUCUUUGGUCAUUGAGGACGACCUGAGGUUUGAGGUCUUCUUCAAACGGCGGCUGAUGAACUUAAUGCGGGAAGUGGAGGAAGAAGGACUGGACUGGGAUCUCAUUUAUAUAGGUCGAAAACGGAUGCAAGUGGAUCGCCCAGAGAAAGCAGUGCCUAAUAUACACAACCUGGUAGAAGCAGACUAUUCCUAUUGGACACUGGGCUAUAUGAUGUCAUUGCAGGGUGCUAAGAAGCUUUUAAAUGCAGAACCACUGAAGAAAAUUUUACCAGUGGAUGAGUUUCUUCCAAUUAUGUACAAUAAACACCCUGUGUCUGAUUAUAUGGAACAGUUUGAAACCAGGAACCUGAAGGCGUUUUCAGCAGAGCCUCUUCUAGUCUAUCCAACCCACUAUACAGGUGAACCAGGCUACAUUAGUGACACUGAGACCUCCACUGUGUGGGACAAUGACAAGGUCCGUACAGACUGGGACAGAGCGCGCUCAGGAAAAACUCGAGAACAGGCUGAGAUCAGCACCGAGGCUCAAAACUCAGAUGUGCUCCAGUCUCCUUUGGACAGUACAGCACGAGAUGAGCUAUGAGAGGAGCUAUUCACUGAUGCAGCUUUUUUUUUUUUUUUUUCAUCACAACAGGGAUGCGACAUCAGAGUGUUUUGGGGGAUUUAAUUCAUCCAAAUGUGACAAGUUGAGAAGGGAUCGGGUGUGUCCACUGUUUCCCGUUAUUUUGCCCGUCUUUAGUUCUUACUUAAAUAAGGCACUAGACUUGCCAUUUGGAAUGGCAUUUGCAGUACCCAACUUCUGUCUGUCAUACAGAAAUUAACUUUUGCCAGUAGAGAAUGUAAUUAGACGGUUACAUUUCAGUCAUCAGACAGUUAAGACGUCUUGAUUCAAUGUGACUUUGAAAUGCUUUUCUUAAAUCCACAAAUUAUUUAAUGCAGGCAUUCCUGUUUCAAAUCAACUCACCAGUCAUUUGAAAUGUAGUGGUUAAUCCACUUUGAUCUUGUUAUUUUCUCUCUUUAAACCUCAAAAUGCGUGCCCUUUUUUUCAUGAAUCUCAAGCCAGUACAUGUUUGCAGAGCUUUACCAAAGCAAAAACAACACGCACUUACAGGCAACAGUUUAUGUUAACAUGGGACCCAUAACUUACACUUACACCAUAAAGGCAAAACCACAGCUAUACAGUCUAUAUAAUACAGUCUAAUGCCGCCAACCAGCUGUUGACAUGAUUAUAUGUGCGACUAACCACUGAACACGCCUUAAAGUCAGUGGUUUGGGAGGAACAUGUUCAUAAAUGCUCUUUAAAGUUCCCUCAAAAAUAACCCACAUGACCGUAUGUAAACGUGCCACCUUUUGAUUGUUCUCAACUCAGUUAAAUCCCAUUUUUUUAGGUGUGUUGUCAACUUUAUCACUAAUCAUCACCACCUUUUGAUUUUUUUUACAGACUACUUAUUCUGUUCAGGUUUCUGUUUCCUAUUAAUACACUAGAUCUCCCAUGAAGUUGAUUUAUGUACGAAAACUUCACCUGCUGUUCUCACACAAAAAUGCUAUGCAAAGAACAACACAAUAAUAAAAUGUUUUAUU
This is a messenger RNA of Sphaeramia orbicularis (orbiculate cardinalfish), 2992 nucleotides long. RefSeq names its product collagen beta(1-O)galactosyltransferase 1a (gene colgalt1a). Bases 174 to 1994 code for a protein of 606 amino acids. The record is from RefSeq and is a predicted model, not a curated record. Gene Ontology annotation, molecular function: procollagen galactosyltransferase activity. NCBI's taxonomy places the organism in Eukaryota, Metazoa, Chordata, Actinopteri, Kurtiformes, Apogonidae. The transcript has 12 exons.